CACAAAACGAUUUCACUAUGCCUGCAGCACAUGCGUCUCUUUUUGUUCUGCUUCUCUUUCCUACAGGGUGCCUUGAGUCAUUGGAAACUCGUCAUGAAGUCAUUGUUAACUUUGGAAAAGACGCAGUCCUUAAUUGCAAGCUCAUGCAACAGCUGGAGGUUCUUCAAGUCACGUGGAAUAAAGAAGUUGAAAAGACUAAACAAGAUGUGGGCACCUCUAAUAAACGCCAUGGUCCUGUGAUCAACUCUCAUUUUAAGGGGAAGGUAGAGUUUAGUGACCCUGGACUGCACAACAAUUCUAUUGUUAUCAGGAAUGUGACACGGAAGGAUGAGUGUUGCUACAAUUGUCUGUUUAUCAUCUACCCAUACGAAGACAUCUCUGAGAAGCACUGUAUCAAAGUUCAUGAGCUGUAUGAACCCAGUCUCCUCACAACAAAAACAAACAACACCAAUGGCACCUCAUUCGUUUCCUGCUCUGCCACUGGACGGCCUGCUCCAACUGUGACGUGGGAAAUCCCUGAACAUCUCCCUCUGUUAAACUCCAGCACUAUCCACGUUCCUCACCCCAAUGGAACCAUCACUGUCACCUCAACCGGCAGGGUGACAGUGGCCCAAGACACGUUGGUUAGGUGUGUGGCAUCACAGUCCCCAGGGGGUGCCAGCAAAGAGGCGUCCAUGUUGAUUACAGCAACUGACCAAGCGUUUGUUCCAUCUGAACAGGUGGAUCAGGUCACAGAGAGAAGUCGUAAGUAUUGUCAUGUUUCAUAUUUGACCAUUUAAUUGACCCAUUGACCAGCUGUAAUGUACCUUUACAUGUACUGUACCAUUACCUUAA
This is a messenger RNA of Osmerus eperlanus (European smelt), 834 nucleotides long. Its product is annotated as OX-2 membrane glycoprotein-like. Lineage: Eukaryota; Metazoa; Chordata; Actinopteri; Osmeriformes; Osmeridae. The record is from RefSeq and is a predicted model, not a curated record. Gene Ontology annotation, cellular component: cell surface; axon; neuronal cell body. Bases 18 to 779 code for a protein of 253 amino acids. Gene Ontology annotation, biological process: heterotypic cell-cell adhesion; negative regulation of neuroinflammatory response. The transcript has 4 exons. Gene Ontology annotation, molecular function: cell-cell adhesion mediator activity.